CGCUUGUUGGUGAACUCAAGAUCAGCUCCUCUCCCAUCCCGUUGCCAUUCACAUACACUAGUUGUUCUCUAGCUCGUCCAAACAAUAUGGCUGUUGAGCUUGGGCAUCUCGCCCGAGCAGCCGCAGCAAUACUUUGCCUGUUGAUUUUCCAUGUUACACCGUCUGAUUCCCUUGCUAAAGCGAGGGUAUCAGGUGGGACUGGAACCUGCAUCACCAGGGAGCGGGAUGCGCUUCUGUCCUUCAAGGCAGACCUUCUCGACCCCACUGGCCGUCUCUCGUCAUGGCAUGGCGAAGAUUGUUGUCAGUGGGAGGGAGUCCAGUGCAGCAGCAGAACAGGUCAUGUCAUGAAGCUCAACCUCCGCAACACCUACGAAAAUGGCUACAAGUACAACAGCCUGAAACUGGAAAGAGAUGAGAUGAGCUCCUCUUUGGCUGCUUUGCAACAGUUGAGGUAUCUUGAUCUGAGUUGGAAUGACUUCAAUGGCGCAAGCAUACCUGCGUCCAUGGGCUCUCUGGAGAAUCUAAGGUAUCUCAACCUCUCGAUGUCAGAUUUUAGUGGGACAAUACCUUCCCAACUCGGUAAUCUCUCAAAUUUGAAAUAUCUUGAUGUUGGUGGGGAUAACAAUUCUUUGCAAGCAGUAGAUCUUGCAUGGUUGUCACGUCUUUCAUUGUUGACUUAUCUUGACUUGAGCUAUGCGGACCUUAGCGAUGUGCGGGAUUGGGUUCACGUGGUAAACCCGCUUUCUUCUCUCAAGGUGCUUUACUUACAAUAUUGUGGUCUUAGCCUUACCAAUACAGUGCCUGCUAGUUCAAAAUCAAACCUCACACAUCUUCAAGUCCUUGAUCUAUCAUACAACUGGUUUAACACAUCACUAGAGCAAAACUGGUUCUUCUGGGAUAUGAAAAGCCUUAAGGAGCUUCACCUCUCCUAUUGCGAGUGGCAUGGACCUAUUCCUGAAAAACUAGGAAACAUGACAGCCCUUCAAGUCAUUGAUUUCAGUGGGAAUGGUCUUGUGGGUUUGAUACCGAGCAACUUAGAAAAUUUGUGCAAUUUGGAAGUGCUGAAUUUAGAUUAUAACAACAUUAAUGCAAGCAUAGGAGAAUUCAUGGAUCGACUUCCAAGGUGCUCAUGGAGUAAAAUACAAGUCUUGUCAAUGUAUAAUACAAAUCUAACCGGAAAACUACCAAUCUGGAUUGGGAACAUGACCAGUCUUAGUGUUAUUUCAGCCAGUCAAAACAUGAUAACUGGUACUGUACCAAUGGGAGUUGGAGCACUUGGUAACUUGACAGUGUUGGAUCUCAGCAACAAUAAACUUGAUGGUGUGCUUAUGAAGGAGCAUUUUUCAAGCUUAUUUAAAUUAGAAUAUCUGGAAUUGGGAGGCAACUCCUUGAAAAUAGACAUCGAACAAAACUGGGUUCCUCCAUUUGGACUAAAGUCCAUAGACUUAGGGUCAUGCCUAGUGGGGCCCCGUUUUCCGGAGUGGAUUAGAUGGCAGACUGAUGUUUAUUCUCUUUGUCUUCGAAAUGCAAAUUUGGAUGAUGUCAUUCCUGAGUGGUUUUGGGUGACAUUUUUCCGAACUAAAUUCUUGGAUGCAUCGGGAAACAAGUUGCGUGGUUCCUUACCGGCAAAUCUACAACACAUGUCAGUGAGAAUGUUAUAUCUUGGGUCCAAUAUGCUUAUAGGUCAAAUUCCAGGGCUCCCUGUAAAUAUAUCAUAUUUGAAUCUGUCCUCAAACUCUUUCUCAGGGUCAUUGCCAUCAAAGCUAAAAGCUCCACUGCUUGAGCAGUUGUUGCUGGCAAAUAAUCAAAUUACAGGCACCAUUCCAUCAUCUAUAUGCCAAUUGACUGAACUGCGACGGUUGGAACUAUCAGGAAACAAUUUAACAGGAGAUGUUAUGCAGUGCUGGAUGGAGUCAGAUAGCAAUUCCUCAGUAUCCAACACAAACUCUGCGGGUCAAUUUGGUUCUGUCAUGGUUAGUCUUGACUUGAGCAACAAUGAUCUCUCUGGUGAAUUCCCUAAAUUUCUUCAGAGUGCCAAAAAUUUGGUAUUCCUUGAUCUUUCAUUCAAUAGGUUCUUUGGAAUAUUGCCAAAGUGGUUACCAGAAAAAAUGCCACUGUUGCAAAUCUUGAGGGUGAGAUCAAACAUGUUUAGUGGUCGUAUUCCAAAGAACCUUACUUGCCUUGAAAGUCUUAAUUAUUUGGACUUGGCCCGUAACAAUAUAUCAGGAAGCAUACCAUGGUCAUUGUCAAACUUGAAAGCAAUGAUAGUCGUAUCUCAGAAAGAUGCGAAGUACGAUUUGGAGGAGAGCAUAACAGUCACCACAAAAGACCAAACACGUGACUAUACCUAUGGAAUCUACAUGCAACUGGUGAAUCUUGAUCUGUCAUGUAACAUUAUCGGCAAAAUCCCAGACCAGAUCGGGAAUCUGAAGCAGUUGGAGUCCUUGGACCUAUCCUACAAUGAGUUAUCUGGUGGAAUCCCAUCAAGUUUGUCGGAUCUAACCUCUCUGAGCCACUUGAACUUGUCAUACAACAACUUAUCAGGCGUGAUACCAUCCGGGCAACAGCUGCAGGUUCUCGACAACCUGAACUUUACCUACAUCGGCAACCCCGGUCUAUGUGGCUACCCUCUAUCCAAGAACUGCUCUACUAGUACAACUGAUGCAAAGCAAAGUGCAGAUCAUGAAGAUGCAGAUCAUAUCUCCUAUCUCUACCUUGGGAUGGGCAUAGGAUUUGUGGUCGGCCUUUGGGUGGUGUUUUGCGCCAUGUUACUGAGGAGAACCUGUGCGAUUGCCUACUUUCAGAUCAUUGACAAGCUGUAUGACAAGGUUUAUGUGCGGGUGGCUAUAGCUUGGGCUCGCCUCAUGAAGAAGAACAAUGACGAUGCAGCGUGAGGAGCCCGCUUCAUGUGCAAUUGAACUGCUCAAGAUCUGUAUGUUAGUACUUCAUAAUUUGGAGAAUAAAUUGUGCUUUGGUGUGUGUAGUGUGUACUACUGUGACUAUAUACUAGUUUCUGGUGGUAUUAUUAGUUAUCUGUAAAGGUACUUAAUGUACCGUAGAACAAUAUAUUGUAUGGAUUGAAUCGAAUGAAAUGUUCCAUCAAUUUUAUAAGAUGUCUUGUUCUGUAAACAGACUAUUCUAGUCUGAUUGUAAUGCCUUCAAUAAUUAAUGUACUCGUUUACUGGUCUA
This is a messenger RNA of Triticum urartu, 3189 nucleotides long. RefSeq names its product receptor-like protein EIX2. Gene Ontology annotation, molecular function: protein binding. NCBI's taxonomy places the organism in Eukaryota, Viridiplantae, Streptophyta, Magnoliopsida, Poales, Poaceae. The record is from RefSeq and is a predicted model, not a curated record.